AUAAGCGAAGGUGGAGGGAAAGUGGCCAGUGGAAACUAACGAGGAGCGCCAUAAGAAACAAGAGGCCCGCUAGUGGUUUACGUAUCUCUCUCUCUCUCUUUCUCUGAAUUUGUUUCGUUCGCAGAUUCACUCAGCCAAAUCUUUCGCGAACAUGGCCCUCGUUGGCGUUCUCGCCCUUCAGGGAUCUUUCAACGAACACAUCGCAGCGCUGAGAAGGCUAGGAGUCAAAGGCGUGGAGAUAAGGAAGCCAGCGCAGCUUGACAGCGUAGCCUCCCUUAUCAUCCCUGGUGGAGAGAGCACCACCAUGGCUAAGCUCGCUGAGUACCACAACCUGUUUCCUGCAUUGCGUGAAUUUGUUAAAAUGGGGAAGCCUGUUUGGGGGACCUGUGCAGGGCUUAUCUUCUUAGCAAACAAAGCUGUAGGGCAAAAAACAGGUGGGCAGGAGCUAGUUGGUGGCCUGGAUUGUACUGUGCAUAGGAAUUUCUUUGGUAGUCAGAUUCAAAGCUUUGAGGCAGAGCUUGCAGUACUGGAGCUUGCAUCCAAGGAAGGUGGUCCUGAGACAUUUCCUGGAGUUUUCAUUCGUGCUCCUGCAAUCCUUGAAGUAGGUCCGGAAGUUCAAGUGCUGGCUGAUUACCCCGUCCCAUCCGAUGUCUUGGAUUCAAAUUCUACUAUUGAAUCCCCAGAGGAGAAAAUUCAGUCUGAAAAGAAAGUGAUUGUAGCUGUAAGACAGGGAAACUUGUUAGGGACUGCCUUCCAUCCUGAAUUGACAGCAGAUACUCGAUGGCAUAGUUACUUUUUGAAGAUGGCAAAUGAUGUUGCAGAAGGGGCCUCAACUAGCAUUAUUGCUGUUGGAGUGGAUUUAGGUUUAAACAAUCAGCCUAGGAAUGACCUUCCUAUAUAUAGGAGCAUUGAGAACUAAAAAUCCUCUUUACCACAUUUCCUUUUCUAAAUUAUUUUUCUUUCUAUUAUGAAGUUUUCGCAUCCUUGUAGAACUGUUAUAUCUUUUAAAGGUCAUAUACAUUGAGCUAGCAUUCUUUAAAUUUUGUGAUUUUGAUUUAAGGCAGACUCUCAGUCACAUGGUGUAUAUAUAAUUUGAAAUAACUAUAUUUAGUCA
Quercus robur (English oak) is the source of this 1114-nucleotide messenger RNA. RefSeq names its product probable pyridoxal 5'-phosphate synthase subunit PDX2. NCBI's taxonomy places the organism in Eukaryota, Viridiplantae, Streptophyta, Magnoliopsida, Fagales, Fagaceae. The record is from RefSeq and is a predicted model, not a curated record. Gene Ontology annotation, cellular component: glutaminase complex; cytosol. Gene Ontology annotation, molecular function: glutaminase activity. The transcript has 7 exons. Gene Ontology annotation, biological process: pyridoxal 5'-phosphate biosynthetic process; pyridoxine metabolic process. Bases 152 to 919 code for a protein of 255 amino acids.